Molecule: messenger RNA, 3728 nt
Organism: Syzygium oleosum
Lineage: Eukaryota; Viridiplantae; Streptophyta; Magnoliopsida; Myrtales; Myrtaceae
Product: pumilio homolog 1-like
Exons: 9
Coding region: 351-3314 (987 amino acids)
Biological process (GO): post-transcriptional regulation of gene expression
Cellular component (GO): cytoplasm
Molecular function (GO): mRNA binding
Source: RefSeq, a predicted model, not a curated record
CUCUCUCUCUCUUCUCUUCUCGCUCGCUCGGUAUGGCUUAACUCGUCAUCUGUCCAAAAGCUUGCGUUGAUUUUCUUGUCUGAUCUUCCGGUUCAUGAAAGAAUUCACUAAAGGGCAUAUACCAUCGACGGAAAAAUCGGAUUUUUACGUUUAUUUCUUGAGUUCAGGAUCAUGGGUGCUGUCUCUUUGAUCGAGAAAUCAGCUCCUUUUCAGCUUUGAGGCAGGGCCCGUUUGAUUCUUGACAAUCUUGAGCUGAUUCUGAGCUCAAAGCUUCAAUCUUUACAUAAUUUUGUUGAUUUCUUUUUGGUGAAAUUUUUGGAUUUUUUUUUUUUUGGCCUCCGCUGUAUGCCAUGAUCACCGAUACUUAUCCCAACAUGAUGCCUGAUAUCUCAAUGCGAUCGAUGCUCAAGAACAGAGCAGAUUACUCUGAAGAGCUCGAUAUCCACCGGAGUGGGUCUGCACCGCCGACUGUGGAGGGCUCUCUGACGGCGGUCGGAGGAUUGUUUGAUGUCAGAAGGAGCGAUGGGAAAGGUUUUGCGUCUGAAGAGGAGCUGAGAGCUGAUCCUGCUUAUGUGAAUUACUACUAUUCUAAUGUCAAUCUGAAUCCGAGGCUACCGCCGCCUUUGUUGUCUAAGGAAGAUUGGAGGUCUGCACAGAGAUUGAGUGGUGGUGGUGGAGGAGUAGGAGGAGGAGGAGGAGGAGGAGGAGUUGGAGGGAUUGGUGAUAGGAGGAAAGUGAGUAGAGGUGGUGUUCGAGCUGGAGAGAGAGAAGAGAACGGUGGAAUGGAGGCUCAAAGGAGUGAGUGGGGUGUUGAUGGGUUGAUUGGCUUGCCGGGGUUGGGGUUUGGGAGUAGACAAAAAAGCAUUGCAGAGAUCAUUCAGGAUGACAUGAGUUAUGCAACAUCGGCCUCUCGCCACCCUUCUCGUCCAGCCAGCCGAAAUGCAUUUGAUGAAACCACUGAAGCUCCUGAAGUCCAAUUUCCUCAAAUGCAUCAUGAAUUGGAACAUAUGGAUUCGCUGCAGUCCACUGCAAAUAAAAAUACCAUGUCUGCUGUCCAUGGUAUUGGCGGGCGUGCUUCUCAUACUUAUGCUUCUGCUGUUGGUGGCUCCUUGUCUAGAAGCGCCACUCCUGACCCUCAAAUUAUUGACCGUGCUCCGACGCCUCGAAUUCCGCCUGUUGGAGCUGGGAGGGUUAAUUCGAUGGAUAAAAGAAGUGUUAAUGGCCAAAUUUUGUUGAGUUCUUCAGUCUCACCUAAUAUGGGCGAAACAGGAGAUCUUGUUGCCGCUUUAUCUGGCUUGAAUCUCUCGACAGAUGUAAUGACAGAUGAUAAGAAUCUCUCUCAGUUACAAAUGCAGCAUGACCUUGGUGAUCACAAUAACUUUUACAACUUUCAAGAUGAGAACCAAAACAAGCAACAAUCAUACAUCAGUAACGAGUUUCAGAAGCCUGCUGUUUCUGCUUCGAGCUCGUUCUUGAAAGGACAUUCUGUUCAAUAUCUUAAUGGCCGAGGGAGCUCACUGUCUAAUCAUCACGAUUUGGAAAGGUCAAGUCCUACUAAUCCAAAUUAUGGCCUAAGUGGGCUUGCCAUGAAUCCCUCUUCACCAACCAUGAUGGCAAGCCAGCUUGGGAGUGGUAACCUGCCGCCUUUGUUCAAAAAUGUCGCUGCUGCAUCAGCCUUGGGCAUGAAUGGUUUGGACCCAAGAGCACUUGGGGGAGGUUCGCCUUUGGGGCCAAAUUCUAUGGCUGCAGCAGCUGAACUACAAAAUCUUAGUAGAGCAGGAGCUCACGCUACGGUUAAUGGUUUGCAGUUCCCCCUGAUGGGCCCCUCAUAUCUUCAGUAUUCAAGAUCGAACGAGUAUGCUGCAGCACAGCUUGCUGCUCUUGGUGACCCCACCUUGUUGGAUAGGGAAGGCAUGGGCGACUCCUAUAUGGAUUUUAUGGGACUCCAGAAAGCUUACCUUGAUUUGUUGCUUUCGUCACAAAAAUCACAAUACGGUAUUCCUUACCUCGGGAAAUCUGGGAGUUUUAAUCACGGCUACUAUGGAAAUCUUGCAUGUAAUAUGGGCAUGUCUUAUCCUGGAAACCAAUUGGGGAGUCCCCUCCUUCCAAGUUCUCCUCUAGGAUGUGGUAGUCCGGUCCGGCAUGAUGAGCGCAAUGUUCGUUUUUCUUCUGGGCUUAGGAACUUAGGUGGGGGAGUCAUGGGAGCGUGGCACUCAGAAGCCGGAAGUAAUAUGGAUGAGAGCUUCUCGUCAUCUUUGCUUGACGAGUUCAAGGGUAACAAAACGAGAUGUUUUGAACUCUCCGAAAUUGCUGGUCAUGUUGUUGAGUUCAGUGCUGAUCAGUAUGGGAGCCGAUUCAUCCAACAGAAGCUUGAGACUGCGUCGACAGCAGAGAAAGACAUGGUGUUCCAUGAGAUUAUGCCGCGAGCUCUGUCAUUGAUGACUGAUGUGUUUGGGAAUUAUGUCAUUCAAAAGUUUUUCGAGCAUGGAAGUGCAUCACAAGUAAGAGAACUGGCUGAUCAGCUUGAUGGGCAUGUGCUGACUCUAAGCCUGCAAAUGUAUGGUUGUCGAGUCAUCCAGAAGGCUAUCGAGGUAGUUGAACUGGACCAGCAGACUAAGAUGGUGAUGGAGCUUGACAGUCAUGUUAUGCGCUGUGUCCGUGAUCAGAAUGGGAAUCAUGUCAUCCAGAAGUGUAUUGAAUGUAUUCCUGAGGAUGCUAUUCAUUUCAUUGUCUCCACCUUCUACGAUCAAGUUGUAACACUGUCCACUCAUCCUUACGGUUGUCGUGUCAUUCAGAGAGUCCUAGAGCAUUGCCAUGAUUCAACAACUCAACGCAUAAUGAUGGAUGAGAUCUUGCAAUCAGUUUGCAUGCUGGCACAAGAUCAGUAUGGGAAUUAUGUUGUGCAGCAUGUUCUAGAGCAUGGAAAGUCACAUGAGCGUUCUGCCAUAAUAAAGAUGCUGACUGGUCAGAUAGUUCAAAUGAGUCAGCAAAAGUUUGCCUCCAAUGUCAUUGAAAAAUGUUUGGCUUUUGGAACUCCCACAGAGCGCCAGGUCCUGGUGAAUGAGAUGCUUGGGUCGACUGAUGAGAAUGAGCCUCUUCAGGUGAUGAUGAAAGAUCAGUUCGCAAACUACGUUGUACAAAAAGUGCUGGAAACUUGUGAUGACCAGCAACUGGAACUGAUCCUUACUCGAAUAAAAGUACAUUUGAAUGCUCUGAAAAAGUAUACUUACGGGAAGCACAUAGUUGCACGUGUAGAGAAACUAGUCGCGGCUGGAGAAAGGAGGAUUAGCAUUCAGAAUCCACACCCAGCUUAGCAUAGUGUAGGAAAGCUGUACAGCUAACUGAGGAUAGAGUGACCUCUCUCUUUUCGAACUUUACUCUUAGUGAUAGCUCUGUCUAUGUAUUCAAAUAGACAGUAGCUGGCUGAAAUAAAAAUUUGCUUGUUUUGUACUUAUAGAUGUAAAACUUGUUAGUUUGGAGGAUAUACUAGAAGUUAUGAUGAGCUAAGGCCGAGGUAGCGAGCGCAUCGCAUUGCAUCGCAUCUGACGAGGAGACAGAGUUACUGUACAAGUUUCUUUCUAGAGUGUAUAAAGGGAAGAGUAGUGUAUCUCUGAUGGAUGUACAAAUGUUUCCAAGCGCAGAGAGCCUCUGUCUAGCAGAGUCGACAAAAAUUUUCUUGUGUAUGGGAUUUCAAUAUUUCCUUUCAAUGGAACUUCUUUUAUACAUUA